Messenger RNA from Menidia menidia (Atlantic silverside), 2868 nucleotides. NCBI's taxonomy places the organism in Eukaryota, Metazoa, Chordata, Actinopteri, Atheriniformes, Atherinopsidae. The record is from the annotation of a GenBank genome assembly.
AUGGGCUGCUGCAGCGGACGAUGCACUCUCAUCUUUAUUUGCACUUUACAGUUGGUGUUUGCUUUAGAAAGACAGGUGUUUGACUUCCUCGGUUACCAAUGGGCUCCAAUUCUUGCAAACUUCUUCCACAUCAUCAUCGUAAUCCUCGGCCUCUUUGGCACCAUCCAGUACCGACCACGGUACAUUAUAGUGUACACAAUAUGGGCCGCACUGUGGGUAGCCUGGAAUGUUUUCAUCAUCUGCUUCUACCUGGAUGUAGGAGGCCUGUCCAAGGACAGUGACCUCCUGACGUUUAACAUCUCGGCCCAUCACUCCUGGUGGAGCGAACAUGGUCCAGGCUGUGUGAGGAGAGAGAUCCAACAGGCUCCAGGGGUCCACAACACAGAGAACCACUCCUACAUCACUGUCAUGGGCUGCCUCAUGGACUACCAGUACAUCGAGGUCAUGCAUAGCAGCAUGCAGAUUCUUGUUGCUCUCCUGGGCUUUGUGUACGCCUGCUAUGUGGUCAGUGCUAUCACCGAGGAGGAGGACAGCUUUGAUUUUAUUGGUGGAUUUGAUCCAUUCCCACUCUACCAUGUCAAUGAGAAACCAUCUCAUCUCCCCCUAAAGCCCAUGUACCUGUCUACGUAAAUAGAAAAAAAUGCAGAGAAGGAGGUGAUACAGCAAAUUCCCCAGGAGCCAAAAUAGCUGUUUACACCCAAACACACCACGGCACAACAGAGAUCCCUCCUCUUUUUGAUUCCAGUUCUUUCAACAUGUCAUUUUCUGGUGUGCUGCCUAGAAAACUCAACAUUUCUCACUGAGAGUCCAUUGUGAUGGGAUUUGAAACACUUCCAGUGAGAGUUUAAUGCAUAAGUAGUAUUUGUGUUUUUAAAGGAAAAAAAAACAUUUUUUAGCCCCUGUGAGUUUUAACCACGGGUUGAUAUUUUCCAACUGUGUACAACAUGGACAGCUAAUAUAUACAUUGCAUAUGUAAUCAUGGAGUUGCCCAGCAUUCCAUGUCUGUGGUACUUUGUCUUGGAAUACUCUGAUUUAGCAUAUUAUUACUGGUUUGGUUCAGAUCUUGGCCUUAGGGCUGAAUUACAGUGGAGUCUGUGGAAUGAGCUAUUGUGUGCAGCCUGUUUGCUUUAGGAUCCGUGUGAAAAAUACAGAAGCUAAGCAAGCUGAGGCAGGGGAAUAGAGAGGUAGAAGGUGGGGAGGGAACAAAAGCGCCAAACCUACAGGGGCAUCUGCCAAAAAUAGAAAAUGUAAAUAAUGAAAUGCAGAGUUUGAAAUGUGAAUGAUCAAGCAUACAAAACGGCAUUAGUUUGCAGGAGGUCUUCAAAGACAAGGAACAGCAUGCAAGUGUUCCUUUUAAGUCUGGAGGCCUAUUUUUGUGAUUAUGACUAUUUUUCCCAGGAGAAAAGUCAGUAUCUCUAAAGUGUCUGGUGUCUGUGAUGAGCAGAAAGCUUUAGGUUCUCUUCAAGUCUUCUCCCCUAGCAGUUGACAGAUCUGGCAAGGGCAAUUGUUUAACAAAGACAAGCAAAGGUGACACAGCAUAUUUUUAACUUGAAAACAGUGGAAGUUAUUUUCCUUUCCAUUUGCACACAGCAGUGCUGGAGUUAUUGGAUAUAGAGUGUAGAGGCAACACACCUGUGCCCGAGUGGAUCAGAGAUUCGUCUCCUGGCAGAUCGACAAUAUAAAUUAAUUUCUUUAAAUUGUGAUACCCUCAACUGUGUUUGAUUGUAGCAUGUUUUUCACAAGGUUUUCAUUGUAAUUAUAUCCAUAGCAUUAGAUGAUUGAAAAGCUAAACUGGUGAAAGCUUCUAACUGAAAGCUUCUGGUGACUUGUGUCAUCCUCUAAUGUUUUUCUAUUCUGACCCAACAUUAAUAUAACCUUUUUUUCUGCAAAGGUGAUAACACGUGGAUCAUAUAUAUUAUACAGAUAGGUAGCACUUUUUUUGUUCAUAUUGCAACUAUCAGGACAAAGUCAGAUAAUGGCAGGUCUUCUGUUGCCUUACUGCUUAUGUGAAUCACUACUGCCCUCUGUUGUUCAGAGUGUUAAUGUGCAAGGUGCAAAGCUUCUAAUCUCAACAGAAAUCUCUACAAAUGGUUUUGUCUGAAGUAUUUUUGUUGUUUGCAGAUAGUGAAUCUUAAAUGAGCGUUCCUGUGAAGAAGUCUUUUGGUUCUUCCAUUCUAUAUUAGUUAGGCACAGCAUGAAUCAGGAGAACUUUGAACAUGUUGUUUUUAUAAUAUCAUUUUAUGUAUACUUUAAAAAGACUAAUGAUUGCAGGAAUUGCUUCUUGAUUGUUUAGUUUUUAACCAUUUCUGUCAUUUUUCAUCACCUACACAUACUGUGGGAAUGUCGACUUUGCUCAAAUUAACUGGACGUCACUGCCAGAUGGUUUAUAAACUGUUAUGUAUUUGAGAUCCAGCUGAAUUCUUUGCUGGGGUACCUCAAAGUGAUAAAGUUAACUAUUUGGAUUUAGUUGGUUACAAACUUGCAGAAAUGACCCAAUACUUAAGAUGUCAUUAUAUGUAAACUUCUCCUUCCUAGCUGGAUGACUGAACUAAAACAAAAAGCACCUCAUAUUUCAUCAUCACUAUGAGUAGUAACAUGAUAUUAUAAUGUGUAAAUUAGUCUUCCUCUCAGUGCAAUACAUAGUUUUUCCAGACCCAAGUAUUAGUUAACUUGUUAUGACUGUAUGUGGGAUAAAAGAACUCUUUUUAGAUAAUUCUGUCUUCUGUGUAUUGGAAGCGGGAAAGAUAUAUUCUCUUUUUUUGUACAUCGUUGCUCAAACUCCACAUGCCCUGAUGGUGUAACCUUAAUUAUCCAGAACUGUCCUUUGUGUUCAUGUAAAUACUUGUUUGUUAAUAAAAGAACAUGCUC